Molecule: messenger RNA, 1028 nt
Organism: Symbiodinium pilosum
Lineage: Eukaryota; Dinophyceae; Suessiales; Symbiodiniaceae
Source: the annotation of a GenBank genome assembly
GUCAGCUUUGUCUCAGGGCGCGGCUAUGUGCUGGAGUCCAUCAACGAGCAGCCGGGGCAGAGGGGCCUCGAAGUAGGAGACCUUCUCAUUGAGGUGGCUGGGCGCUCUUUGGCUCUGGCUUCUGAGGAUGAGGCUGACGAGGUGCUCUCUGCUGAGCUCAGAGAUGGCGUUCGCCUCCGUGUGCUCCGCCCCCCAGCAGCCAGAUCUGAAUCGCCGGAGGCUCGAUGUCCUGCUCAUGCAGAGGAGUCUCCAGAGAAGGCUAUCUCCUCCCAGGCCGGAGAAGCAGCCAGUGGAUCUCAUGAUGCCCUGGCUGGUUUCCUGAGCAGUCUCUUUGGAGGUUCCAGCUCAACAGGUGGAACGGAGCCAAAUCGCUCAGCGGACCCGAAGGGCCAAGGGCCCGUGCAUCAAGAAACCCCACAGGCUGAUCCUCCGCAAUCCGCGGAACCACCCAAUCGACAGACGUCCGAUGGGGCUGAGGAGAUUUUGGCUACCAGCCCGAGCCCUUUUGCCUUGGAGCUGGUACCUCCAGAGCUAGACACGGAGGGCUGGCAGGCGCCCGCACCGUCGCCUGAAGUGGUCCAAGAAAACACACCGGGGCAAGACGUGGCUCCGAAACCCGACCCUGAGGAGGACGCGGAGGAGGUGAUGAUCUUUGAGCCUCUCCACUCAUCUCGCGCAACCGAGCAGCAAGAUGCGCCAGCAGAGUCCAUGCCUGAGUCUUCCCCUCCUCUUCCGGCUCUGGCCUGGUCCAAGCGCGCGGACCCGGCCGAGGCUGAUGCGGUGGACAGUCAGAGUGAAGUUUCUGCAUCGCGCAGCGAGAUGGUAGUUGCCGCCGCGCCACCACUUCCAACACUGGCAGCACCAAGCACGAAGCGAUCUUCGACAGCGGCUGGGCCGCGCUGCAAGGUUUCAGAGCUUAGAGACUGGUUAGAAGAAUUGCGCCUUGAAGAAUACCUGGAUGCUGCUUCCACCUGGUGCGCAGAAAUGGGCGCUGUUUCUUUGGAAGAAAUUGCAGAGAACAUCGAAGA